CACUGCUGGGAACAGGUGGGGCACUGCUGGGAACAGGUGGGCAGGGCUAGUGGGCGCACUGCUGGGCGGAACUUGCGGUGUCACUGCUGGGCACCGAUCAUCAGGGCACUGAUCAUCAAUAGAUAGGUGGCAUUGAUGGACACUGGCAGGUGGCACUGCUGGGGCUACACUGAUCAUCAGUGCCCUGAUGAUCAGUGCACAUGUCCUCUCUGAGGAAUGCUGAUUACCGGCUCUCCUCUCGUGCUGUCAGCGUGACAGCUCGUGAGGAGAGAAAUGCUGAUAACCAGCAUUUCCCU
Messenger RNA from Staurois parvus, 296 nucleotides. The record is from the annotation of a GenBank genome assembly. NCBI's taxonomy places the organism in Eukaryota, Metazoa, Chordata, Amphibia, Anura, Ranidae.